UUGGCGAUGCGUGUGGUGCAUGUACGACUUAGCAAGGUGAUAAAGAUCGAUCAGACACAGCCUCAGGGUUUAGCAGCUUAAGAUGAAAAGUUAAUAGAUCUCGGAUCUCGCCGGACUCCUCCUUCGUUUCCAAAACUACAUGGCUCGUUGUCGCGCCUUUAUAAAGCAGCACGGUCAGAGUAGACAGACAGCGCCCUUGUUUCAUUCUAUCAGAUUAUAAGCGGUCAUCUACCUGUACGGCAUGUCAUCCAAAUUGCUCCCAGCAGAAGAGCGAGGAGCACAAUUAUUGUGUAUCGAAAACCUUUGAGGGCUUACAUUAAUUUGCGUUACAUGAAUGCGUCGAAUCGAAAUUUACCAAAUUUGUCCAGCAACGUAUGGAUUAUUGUGAAGGUUUCACAUCUCUGCUUUUUCCUUUUUCUUUCACAACUAGUACUUUGUUGCGUUCUCUUCGGUUGAAGAGGGAGCAAACGCCAUCUCCAAUCCACCAGCGUGCGUCGUCUGUCGUUUCGAAGUUCCACAACCAGACUUCCGACUAUGCUACUAUUAGAGUCUGCAUGUAUACACACCCAACACAACAAAGCAACAGUAUUCUCCCUCCAGCUUCGGACGUAGAGGAAACAAGCCCCAACAUCCGAUCCACUCCCCAACUUGUUUCCCCUUUCCCACCAACUCCCUCAUAUCCUACCCCCCUCCCCCACAAUCUUCACAAUAUCCUCAUACGACACCCCCACAGGCCUCAACCACUCAUCCAGCCCCUCCUCCCUAACCCAACACCUCUCCAUCCCCCCAUACACCACAUCCCUCCCCUCACCACGAUCGACCUACCACACGUCAGCCCAACCCCAAGAACCAAGAAAAAACGAAAAAAAGAACAUACCUCAUCCAACGGCCCCAAACACGCCAUCCAAGCCCCCCCAUUCCCAUACCGCGCCAGCACCGGAUUGUGCGCCGCGAUCUCGCUGCACGUCGCGCAGUGGAUGUUGGGCGGGAAGCGCGAGGGCGAGGGCAGGAAGAGGAUUAGCAGGGGGAAGGAGGCGAGUGUGGAGAGGAGGAGGGUUAGGCAGAGGAGCGCGGCGAGGAUGUGGCGGAUUUGGAGGGGGGAGUGCGUGAGUGCGUUGGUCGGGUGGUGCGCGUUGCCGAAGCGGUUUAUCCAGCCCAUUUUUUGGAGGGCGUGGUUUGGGAGAUGGGAGGUGGGGUGUUUGUGGUGGAAUCGGUUUGUUGUUCUGGUGUUUGAGGGCUUGGGAAGUACGUCGAUUUGUGCGAGUCGCUUGAUGCCAGCUGGUGAGUGCGCGGCGCUCAUGGAGUGGGACGCGAUACUGCGUUCCAUGGCGCGGGUGAGGGGUAGAUACACCUUGAGGUGGUACGGCGCUCAAUCGAGCGUUGCUGUACUGGUUGGAUGGAGGGGUUACGCUCACUCAUCGUGUUACGAUGACCGUUAAGCUAGUUCUAACGUAUGUUUGUAACUUCCCGAACAGGCAACGUUUUGGUCCAGCCAUUAUUUCCGUUACUUGUAGGUGUAAUAAUGGCGGCUUGUGGUGAGUGAUGUAAUUUCGUAUGUGUGGUUCGUGGGGUCAAUUCCAAUCGCCGGGUUCGUGAUUCAAACCGUGCUAUCUUUUCGACUCGCUGCUGCAGUCUGAUCAACCGUUUUCGAUAUCGCGAUCUCACCAUGGGUUGUCGUGAGUUCCUCCUGGCUAUUGUGUAUACCAACCCAGCUUAGAUCUGUAUCGUCAAGUCCCAUCCCCGAGUUCGGGUUCCGC
Molecule: messenger RNA, 1757 nt
Organism: Dothidotthia symphoricarpi CBS 119687
Lineage: Eukaryota; Fungi; Ascomycota; Dothideomycetes; Pleosporales; Dothidotthiaceae
Exons: 1
Coding region: 375-1439 (354 amino acids)
Source: RefSeq, a predicted model, not a curated record